This is a messenger RNA of Hymenoscyphus albidus, 960 nucleotides long. Lineage: Eukaryota; Fungi; Ascomycota; Leotiomycetes; Helotiales; Helotiaceae. The record is from the annotation of a GenBank genome assembly.
CUCGUCUCUGCGACUCUGGUCUAAUUACCAACAGUCGUAUAAACAUGAAGUCGAAUUAGGAAACAUGAAGUAUCUCAGCGCUUACGAGGAUACCUUGCGCCAUACCAUGGGAGUGGCCAGGUGUGCCCAUUUCCUGUCCAAAAAUGCAUCGCGAACAUUCCCACGCUCUUUCACUUCUCCUUUCACUCGUCUUCAGACUUCAAUCUGUAGGCUUACUGUUUUCUUACCGUCAUGGACUCCGCAUUACAAGCUUUUCGUGAUCGUAGGAAUGCGGAAAAAGCCGAUGGCAUUCCCGUGGCGAAGAAGGAUACGCUAAAGGCACCAUCAAGAAAAAAUAACAAUAGAAUGCAAGCAGUAUGGGAUAAGUAUGACACUCUUACAUUUUUAUAUCCGCAAAUACUGAAAUUAAAUAGUUAUAAAGCAAAAAACCCCGACGCAGACCUCCAAGAAGGGGAGACUCUUAUCGAAUUUGUGUGGGAUUAUGCUAGGCACAGUAAAGGGAAAAUCAGCGAUCGCUCGUCGAUACACACACUCGACCAAUACAUUCUGAGAUUUGCUGGAAUGAUGAAAGUUGAUCAUGGAAUUAAGAUACCAGAGAAGAAUAUCGAGGACGCUAGACAGGUAUGAGGACGCGCUUGUUAAACUCAUGCCCAAAACUUACGAACGUAGUUUCUCAAGGGCGACCUAAAAGAAGAACUCAGUCUCAGUGAUUCGCAGUACGAUAAAGGAUUUGCCGACUGGGAGGACAUUAAAAUCAUCAUCAAGCAUGGUCUCGCCUACGAUGAGCACCAGUACCACGAUGAAAGACAUCGUCUUCAACUUGUUUUCUUGUUUUUACUCAUUUCUGAUGACGGCGAAAGAAUCGGUGCAAUCGCACGCUCCGACUGCUACAGGGAGGAGGAAAGGGCAUUGACAUACAAUGUAGGCAUUACUAAGAAUUAUGCUCAACUAGAAUACUAA